CGCAGUGGUGUUUUUAAUGGGAACCGAAAAUAAAGAAUAUUUCGAAAAAAACCAAUCGUUUCGGCCGCAUUUAAUCCGUCGCGUCUAACGCAUCGACGUAUCGCAAUUGUCAGCAACAAAUCCGCAUCGAAAUCCGCCACAUCGCGUCCAUUUGAAGUUUGUUUGUGUCGAUAACCGAAUCGUUAGUUUCCCUCCAAAUACUCGCAUGCUUCACGUUCACCUCGCGAUAUGCCUCUGCUGAAAAAGAAGGUCUUCGAGAAGCACACCAUCUCCGACGAGCACCUUAGAGACGACGAGGAAGUGUUCUAUUGCGAAAUCACCAAUGAAAUAUUCAGGGACUACGAGGAAUUCGCCGAAAGGAUGUUCCUCUACAACUCCAUGGUGUGGACCUGCUCGAUGACGGGCAAGCAGAAUCUCACCUACCAGGAGGCCCUCGAGAGCGAGGAGAACGCCCGCCAGAACCUCAAGGAGUUCCCGCUCGAGCUGCGGCUGCCCAUUUUGUAUCUAGCCAGCAAAACCCAUCGUACUUCGUUCGCCGACAUGGCCGACGACGUAUUCAACUACGUCAAAGACCGGUACUUCAUCGGCGAGAACCUCGAAACGUCUUUUACCACAAACAAAUGGAAGGAUUCGCACGUUUUGCAAGUGAUCGCUCCGUCCGAAGACACUGUCAAAACCUCUCCCAAGAACGGGAGCAAAACGGACCAUCACUUUUGGCCCCCCGCCAACCUGUUCAAAUACGAAAUCGAGCACCUGGACGCCUACGACAGCGACAUCAGCGAAAUCAUGAUAGUCGAUUGCAACCAAAUGCGUCGCCGAAAGGGCUCCUUCAAUCGAGACAAGUGCAAAUUGUUCCUCAAGCAGUACGUGGAGCACGACGCGCGCGGUCUGUUCGCCGUGAAGCCUUCGGUGAUCGGCGAAUUGGCCAUCGACAAGAUGAAAUUCGAGCAGAUCUUCGACGGGCCGCCGCCCGAUUUCGCGGCGUCGAAGCGCAAGGAGCGGACGAGCAACAACGGCAAGAAGAAGCUGAGCCAAGAAACGCUCGCUAAAUAUCUAACGAAAAUGAAUAACGGCGACGAAGCGUCGCCUAAAAGUAGAGAGAAGAAUUUGGAGUUGAGCGAACGGAUGCGCAAGCGCGAAGAGCAAUUCAAAGCGAAGCAACUGCUGAAGCAAGAGGAGAAGAUCGCUUUGAAGAACAAACAGAAACGAGACAGUAUUACUUUGAAUAACGUCAUCAAACAAUGGCUGUUGCCCAAGGAAGAUACACAAUUGGAGAACCAACGGAAACUACCUCUAUUUACGCCGGUGAAAACGAAAAUACCCGAUCGACAUUUCGGCGACGUUCUCAUGAUCAUGGAGUUCGUCGAAUCGUUCUCCAAAUUGCUAUCGACCAAGGACUUUUUCCCGCAGGGCAUCAAUUUGGAGCUGAUGGAGCGCGCCAUGUUCGAAAAGGAAAUCGCCGGACCUCUCACGGAUCUCGUGCAAAUGUUCCUCGCCGCCAUCUUUAACGUGCAAGAGGAGGAAUCCAGCCAGUAUCGCACGGCCCUCGAAAAUCCGACCGAUAUAAAAAACGAAGACGUUUUGGACAAUUUGAGUCUGACGGACGCCACCAGAUUGGCCACGUCGGCGUCGAGUUGGAGCAAACGGUACCAAGGUUUGCCCUUAGGACGGUUACCUUUAUAUUCUGUGACAGUAUCCGAAGUACUCCGGCUACAUUUGCUAUCGUCCGGAGCCAGGAUCAACGAACAAGGCGCCAAAUGGAGGUACGCUCAACGGGGCGGCUACACGAGCGAAGACGAUCCGGGGCUCCACCUGCGCCUCGAACGGCCGCGCAUCCUCAAGGCCUUGGCCACGCACAAUCUGGUGCAGCUGUCGAUGCGCGACAAGAUCCGCAUCCUAUCGUGUCUGAUGAACCAACUGUUGACGUUCGCCGACGUGCGGGACGUGAUCGAGGAGCGCUUCGAGGCGAACCGGCGGCUCAAGAUCGACCUGAAGGCGGCGCAGCUCGCCGAGAAAAAGGCCGCACAAGAACUGGCGGCCGCCAAGCAAAAGGCCCAGAAGGAGAUGAAGGGCGAUCAGCGCGGCGCGCAGGAGGCCUUGGACAAGUUGGAUAGGGACGCCGAGAAGAAACGGGGCGAGAACGAGAGGAAAAUCGCCAAGUUGAUCGGCGGGAUCUACAAGGGCCAGACGUAUUUAGGAUCGGACAGAGCCCACAGGAAAUACCUGAAAAUCAAUUCGAUACCGGCCAUCUUCGUGAACGACGAACGAGAAGAAACCCUACCGUGCGACGACGCCAUAUGCAAACAGAACCCGCAUCUGGUCAACGUGAGCAAAUCCCAAUUGACGAAAUACAUGCGAAAGUUCCACAUCGACGUCGAAACGCCCGUCGACAACCCGUCGAAUUCCCCCAAAUCGCCGAAAAAACCCAACGGAAUUCUAUCGACGGGUAGUCCGAAAGACGAUGCGUUAGAACUACUCAUGUGCACCGCCGAUCCCGGCGACUGUCCCGUACAUUCCUGCAACGAUUCCUCGACCAAAUGGUGGUUUAUCAGCGACGAGCAUCACGUGCAGGAGCUCGAGAACUCGUUGAACAAACGAGGCGUAAGAGAGGGCGAAUUGUUGCAGGCGAUCAAAGACGACAAGGCGCAUUUGACGAGCAUCGUAGCUCAAACGCCCGUCAAUUUGUUGAAUCCCGAUGUCGUCGUCGACGUUAAAAUCGACGAGGAACAAGCGCUCGGAAGGAGAUCGAAAAGGGGCAAAGAUCGCUACGAGGAUUCGAACUUGGGCUAUCCGGCGUCGAUGCCGUCGGAGGAGGUGCUCGAGAACGCCCUCUUAGAUAACGUACUGGAGAUGGAAGAGAAGAUUUACGCCGGCAAUUUGGGCAGUUUGGGCGUGAAGAAUCGCGACGAAUGGAGACGCCAUUUGCAGAACAAGCGAUACGGCGAUUUGGAUAAGACCAUUGUGAAAAGGGAACCGUCCAAAUCGCUGCUGAAGGUGAAGAAAGACAAAAACAGCAGAUCUCCCACGCCCGAGUUACCGGCGAAAUCGAAAUUGAAAGACUACCAGGAUCCCGGACGGUUCCUCGGCGAUAUCGACGGACACGAAGCGAACGAAAACGAAGAAAACGAAGAAGAAAACUAUUUAAUUACCACCGAUAGCAUGAGAACGUCAGUAUCGUCUUUGGCUAUAGCUCUAGCGCAAGUCGCCCACGCCGUCGAUCACAAAUACUUGAAGAAACCCUUAGGUAACGCGGACGCGAGCAAAACCGACAAGAAACCCCACCAACAGUUGCUCGACAAUUGGGAACAAUCGCUGCUGGCCUCGACGAGCUACAGCCAGGUGUUCCUGCACUACGGCACGCUGGACUCCUGCGUGAUGUGGUCCAGAUCGGCCCUGUUGGCCCGUUGCAGGAUAUGCAGGCGACAGAAGGACUCGGAGAACAUGUUGCUCUGCGACAAUUGCAACUUGGGCCAUCACCUCUACUGUCUCAAACCCACCCUAACGAGCGUACCGAAGGGCGAUUGGUUCUGCGACAGGUGCAAGAAGGAGAAGGAGGCCGAGGCGCAGCUGUUGAGCCCGACGCCGGCGACGCCGACGAAGAAGCGUCGCAUAUUCCGCGACGAAGACGUCGAAGACGAGGAGACGGAAUCGAAGAGCACCGAUAACGAAUCGCACAGCGACAACGUCGCCGCCGACGCGGACGAGGAGGAGGAUAGUUCCGACGAGGACGGCUCCAUCGAUGAGGGCCAAUCGCAGAAAGAAUCGAGACCGGUGAAAUUCUCGUUGUGCAAACAUUGCAAUUCCGGCGGGGAAUUGGUGAAUUGCGAAAAGUGCCUGUACCAUUGGCACAUCGAGUGCUGCGAUCCGCCGUUGCGCAGGAUCCCCCGAGGUCCUUGGACCUGUUGGCCCUGCAAAAGCGGCGCCAAGAAACGGCAAAGGGAACGGACCGAUUCAGAUUCCGACGACGAAUCGUUCGGUUCCUCUAACGUCCGCAGGGGGAGCCACCUGCGCGAGGACCUGCCGUUGCACAACGCCUCGUUGCAGGAGCUGCUCGGCGACGUGAUGAAGCAUCCCGACGCGUGGGCGUUCAUCAGGCCCGUCACCAAAUCGGAGGUGCCCGAUUACUUCGACAUCAUCGCCAAGCCGAUGGAUUUCGGUACCAUCAAGUACAAAUUGAACAUGGGCGUCUACAGGAAGGACGGCGAUUUCAUGGAGGACGCGGUGCUGGUCUUCGUCAAUUGUAACACGUACAACGACAGGGACGCCGAGGUGUACAAGUGCGGAGUGAGGUUGUUGAAAUUCUUCGAGAAGAAAGCGAAAGAGUUGGGUUUGAAGUUGCCCGAAGAGAUGACGAGCGACGAUCCGGCUCCUCACAGGUCGAGGAAGAAGCAGAGGUCGAAGUGAUAGGACAAAAAUGACGAGUGACUACUACAAGAUGAAUCUUUUUUUUUUUUAACUUAUUUUUUACAAUUAUUAAUUAAGCUUUCCGUCGCUUUUGUAAAUUUGGCGAAUUUUUUUUUGUACCGACUCGAUUUAUUCCAUUUUUUUAUAUUAAAAAUUUAUAGUUUAGCACUACUGUUAAUUAGAAUUACGACUAUUUAUAAUAAAACGUAAAACACCU
Molecule: messenger RNA, 4621 nt
Organism: Phyllotreta striolata
Lineage: Eukaryota; Metazoa; Arthropoda; Insecta; Coleoptera; Chrysomelidae
Source: the annotation of a GenBank genome assembly